AUGGCGCCCUCACAUUCGUUCAAACUAUACCUGUCACUCGCUUUAUCUUACCUCAGUCCCCUCGUUUCGGCUGCGCCAUGGAUAGUCACGGAAAUAUAUCAGCAGGAUAUUGUUACUGAGUCGUACGGUUAUGGUUACCCAGAUGAGGUGACCACCCAGAUUGAAAAGAUCACCCCAACCGCAACUCUUCCCGCAGAAGCUCUAUCAACGAUCACAUCAACCGAGACACUCGGCAGCUAUACGGUGAUCGAGAAGCUCUACCCAACCGGAUAUGGUUCCGCCGCACCUUAUGACUACGCCUACGGCUACCACGCCGACAGCGAUGGCAACAUCCACAGCACAAUCUUCAAAGUGAACCUAGUGUAUACGGCGCCAACAGGCUGCUCAACCAAAUGGACCUCCACAGUCGAGGCGGAAGUCACACCUCCAUUCGAAAUCCGCAACGAUUUCCCGUAUGAGACAGGUACCGCCUCUACCUCAGUCGACGACGCCCAACCUUUCCAACCAACAACAUACUUCUUCGACGUUAUCCACGUCGACCCAACCCAGAUUCCGAGCUAUACACUCUCUUCGCUGAGCUACUAUAACGCCCCGACCUCUGUCGCCGGCGGCGCAUCAUGCCAGUAUACAUCCACCUCCGACUCCACCUCCAGCACCAGUUCCGGUACCAGCUCCGGCUAUUACACCGGCGGCUAUUACGGCAAUGGCUAUUAUGGUUACUACGACGAUGAUAACUGGUUCACAAGCAAGUGGGGUCUAGGGGUCGGAAUUUCCGGCCUGGCAAUUACACUCAUCUGCGUCCUGGGCUGGAUAGGCCUGUUCCUGAUCCUCGGUUUCAUCGAAGCCUGGGUCCGAUUUCGCCGUCUCAUGACGGGUUGGCAAACCCGUCGCGGACUUCCGCUUUUCUGGUGUUUCCUUAUCUUCCCCAUCACGCUGUUCUUCCUCUUCUGUUUCCGGAAGGGAUUCCGCGCGCGUAGUCGCGAGGAUGCCGAGGUUCUGAAGAAGAGGUGGGAUGCUAUGCCUUUUGGAACUAAGUUGAAGCUUUACUUCCUUUGGGGCUUCCGCUUUAAGUACCCGCCUGUUCUUGGUCCUGCGCCUGCUAGGGUGCAGGGUAGUAAGAAGCCUAAGGAGUCUGGUCCUCGGCUUUUGGAUGCUACUCCGCCUGGUUCUUCUGCUGGGUCUGGGGCUGAGAGGGGUCUUGCUGGUGUUCCUGAGGUUGGGGAGGUUCAGGGUCAGCAGGGUCAUGUUGUUCCUCGGUCGCAUGAUGCUGUUCCUGAUGUCGAGGCUUCGGGUGCUGUUUCUAGGCAGAGGGAUGAGGAGAUUGGUCACGCUCGUUGA
Molecule: messenger RNA, 1338 nt
Organism: Penicillium antarcticum
Lineage: Eukaryota; Fungi; Ascomycota; Eurotiomycetes; Eurotiales; Aspergillaceae
Exons: 1
Coding region: 1-1338 (445 amino acids)
Source: RefSeq, a predicted model, not a curated record